Molecule: messenger RNA, 1185 nt
Organism: Symbiodinium sp. CCMP2456
Lineage: Eukaryota; Dinophyceae; Suessiales; Symbiodiniaceae
Source: the annotation of a GenBank genome assembly
AUGUUGCUCUACUACAACAAGAGUAGCUUCUGGCUUCUUCUGCAAUUACAUGGGAGUGUCUUCUAUCGGUGCGAUACCAUGAUUGGGAGUUUGUUGAUUGCACUGCUUGGUAUAUUGACUCAGUAUCUCAGGGACAUAGAGUCGGAAUGGGCGCCAUCAGUGCUGCACCACUAUGGCUUCCAGGCUUUAGGUGCUGGUGUGACCUUCGCUAUUGUGUUUAGGACACAGCUUGCUUGGAACAGGUAUUGGGAGGCUGUUACCCAGCUUCACAACAUGUACAGCAAAUGGACGGAUACUUUCGCGCAGUUCCAGGCUUUCGCCGAGAUCUCGCGCUUGGCCGCAGUGAGCAAGGGAGACGGCAAGAAGGUCGAAUGCCUCCAACUGAAGCAGAGAAGGUUGAAGACCAACUUCGCCAUUCUCAGCAUGCUUGCUGCGGAUCGGCUGCAUACUGGGGACAACCAGCUGAUAGAAGAUAUCAGGUCAAAGUGGGCGAAGACACGAGGAGCCAUGCGCAUCCAGAAGGAAAUGAAGCUGUUCGAUAUGCCACAUAUGGUUGAGUGGAAGCACUUCGAUCGCCAUGCUCCCAAUGAAAGUGUGUAUGUGGUAUUCGAGAAACCAUCCCGUGAGCAGCUUGAGCUUUUGGAGCAGUCCUACGACCCAGUGGCGACGGUGAUGUAUUGGAUCAUCUGGGAUCUUGCUGAUGCCAUGAGACACAUUGAUGUUGCUCCUCCCAUUCAGUCCCGAAUGUACCAGGAGCUCUCAAAUGGCAUGCUCGGUUUUAACAACUGUCUCAAGAUCGCCGAUGUGCCCUUCCCUUUGCCCUUUGCCCAGUUGUUGGGCUUGCUGCUGGCUUCCUUCUCUGUCCUCAUUCCAGUGUACGUCGUGGUAUUCACCGGCGGGUUGGUCGGGCCCAUCCUGUGUUUUUUCCUUUAUGCUUGCCUUUGGUGCCUGAACGAGGUGGCCAAAGAGCUAGAAAACCCUUUCGGCGAAGACGUGAAUGAUAUUUACUUAGUGGAUUUUCAUACCAACUUCGUGGAUAUUUUGGAGGAUGUGACCAAGGAGAAGCAGAAGGCCUUGCUUAUCAACCCAACCAUGGGUCUGGACCGUGACAUUGGCGAGAUUGAUGCGGGCAGCGAUUUCUCCACAAACUUGGGUAAUAUGGAGGUUCUUCAGGAAGCGCUGUGA